CAAAACAAAGUUCACGACCGAACUGCGAGCAGUUUUAAAGAAAUUAUUUAAUAAUAGUAAUAAAAUUAAAUAUGAAAUUAACAUUGCGCCGUUAUUCGUGGCUAGUUGCAUUGCAAUUGGCUCUGCUGGCUGCCGAUUUGUUUUUCAAUGCUUUUGGCUCUUGGCUGUCGCGGGAUAAGCUGCAAACGGCGAUAUUCUUUUUUGUCAUUCAGGACGCGUUCAUUAUUGUUGAAUAUCUGCUGUUCACACUGGCGCUACAUUCGACUUGCGUCUAUCAGGUGGGCGCCUCCCACAUUAUCCUGCGCAAUUGCAAGCUAUUUUUGUUCAGCAUUACGGUAUAUUUUCUGCUGUCCGCCUCACAGCACUCCUGGACUGUCUAUCAGUAUCGUUUGUCUGCCUCAGAAUCCGCUCAGCAAUGGCCGUUGGCCCUCUAUGCCUUAACGGUGCUGCAGCGCCUGAUGUCGGUUUUCUACUACUACACAUCCAAGUCAACAGCUUUGAUUAUGGCCGAUCCGCGCUAUAAGGAGGAACAUCUCGAUUGGAUAGCCGAACAAUUGGGCGACAAGUAAAACAAUUGAGAGAGUUUAGGGGUAUUGUACAUACUUUAGCUAGGUGGCGCGAAUUGUUAAAAUUGAAAUGUAAAGCUCAAGUACAAUUAAUAAAUGUACAAAGCAC
This is a messenger RNA of Drosophila novamexicana, 675 nucleotides long. RefSeq names its product transmembrane protein 138. The record is from RefSeq and is a predicted model, not a curated record. The coding region runs from base 72 to 569 and encodes 165 amino acids. Lineage: Eukaryota; Metazoa; Arthropoda; Insecta; Diptera; Drosophilidae. Gene Ontology annotation, cellular component: cilium. The transcript is spliced from 3 exons.